GAUGAAAUGAACCCCUUCACUGACUCAUAGCCACAGGGAUUGCUCCUCUUGGAAAAUCUGCCAUUCCCAACUCUUCUCAGCUCAGCAGCUACAUGAUGGCCAGACUCCUUGUCCUGUGUGUUGCAGUUCUUGCCUGCAUCAGUAUUGGAUCUGCUCUGCAGUGCUUGAAAUGUUCAUUCACGUUUCACGGAUUGCCGUGCCAUACAUCUACCACCACCUGCCAAGCAGGAGAGGUCUGUGCUACCAUCCGGGGAGCAGCAGCUGGCCAGGGGCUUAUCAUGAAGAGGAACUGCGUCGCUAGCGAGAAAUGCAACAAGAACGAAACUGAAAAUUAUGCGGGCAUUAAGUACACCACCACUUACUACUGCUGUGAAGGCGAUUUCUGCAACUCGGCUGCUACCCUUCCCACCAGCCAUCUCUCCCUGCCAAUGGCUCUGGCUAUGCUGGGCGUCUGGCUCGUUCGCCUCCUGUAAGCCCUCUCCUGAGGAGGAGGAGGAAGCAGCAGCAAUUUCUACAGGAUAGCAAAAAAAGGCCCCCAAAUAAUAAUCAUCCAGUCAUACCGAACACUGUAUCAAGUAGAUUUACCCCUUUCUUCCUUCGUUUUGUUUCUCUAUACUUUAAAAAAAGGCACUUGUUAAUGAA
Messenger RNA from Podarcis muralis (Common wall lizard), 642 nucleotides. RefSeq names its product sperm acrosome membrane-associated protein 4-like. Gene Ontology annotation, cellular component: membrane. Gene Ontology annotation, biological process: sperm-egg recognition. Lineage: Eukaryota; Metazoa; Chordata; Lepidosauria; Squamata; Lacertidae. The record is from RefSeq and is a predicted model, not a curated record.